Molecule: messenger RNA, 1943 nt
Organism: Amblyraja radiata (thorny skate)
Lineage: Eukaryota; Metazoa; Chordata; Chondrichthyes; Rajiformes; Rajidae
Gene: lrtm2a
Product: leucine rich repeat transmembrane protein 2a
Exons: 4
Coding region: 242-1336 (364 amino acids)
Cellular component (GO): plasma membrane
Molecular function (GO): protein binding
Source: RefSeq, a predicted model, not a curated record
UAACACAACAGCAGCAGCAGCAGUAACAGUAACAGCAGCAGAGCUGCACAGUCCCUCUAACAUCAGAGCUGGGUAUGUGCCAUAGAAUUCAUUGCACCACAGCCAGCACCUUAAAAUAUGGCAAGGACAAAUGGCAACAAGUGUUUCUGAUCAACAGAGAAACGGAGACAUCAAGGUGGCAUAACACCAGACACAAGGCACGGAUCAACACUAAAAGGGAAGCCACGAUAUCAUUUCAAAUAUGUUAAUGAUGAAUGCUGUAACAAGUACAAUUGUGAUGAAGGGGAGUAAGGUUGCCCGGACAUGGCCUCCGUUCUUGGUCUUUGUGGUACUAACUAUUGUUGAUGACUUGUUAGCAUGUCCCACACACUGUUCUUGUAAAAACUAUGAAGUGGAUUGUAGCAAUCUUGGCCUGGUGACGAUUCCAACAGACAUUCCAUCAAACACCAAGUUUCUCUCGCUCAGCAACAACAAACUGAGCACCUUGCAGGCGCGCACAUUUGCUAAUGUCACCACACUGGAGAAACUGGAUCUGUCCAACAACUACCUGGACCAACUACCGACAAAUGUAUUUGAUUACAUCAAGAACCUGGUCGACCUCAACUUACGAAAUAACAGCAUUCGAAGCCUGGAUGAAAACAUCUUCGAAAAGACCACCAACUUGCAGAGAUUAGAUCUAUCUGUUAACGGCAUCUCCCAGAUUUCACUGCUCUUAUUUGAUGAGAUGCAGAACUUGACCUGGUUGAACUUGGAAGAGAACAGGAUGGCAAAUCUGGAAAGGGAGAUCUUUGAGCCACUUGAGGUUCUUCAGCAAUUACAACUCGGCGGAAACCCCUGGGAGUGUGACUGCAGUCUGAGGGAUUUCAAACACUGGAUGGAGUGGUUCCAGUACAAAGGUGGAAAACUUGAUGGAAUUGAAUGUUCUCUGCCGAAAGGCCUCCGCGGGAAAGAUCUCAGAGUAAUCCCAAUCGAGAUGUUCAACUAUUGCAUCCAACUGGAGGAUGAAAAUAAAUCUUCAGCAAAUGAAAAAACAGUGCCUGCACCUCCCUGUGUGAAGCAAGAGGUUGUCACUGCAAGACCACACUACAUUCAUACUACAGACUGUAUAAGACAACGCUACCGGCCAGUCAGUGUCAGGCGAGCCAUUGGGACAGUCAUCAUUGCUGGGGUGUUAUGUGGCAUUGUUUGCAUUAUGAUGGUGGUGGCUGGAGCAUAUGGCUGCAUAUACGCCUCCUUGAUGGCAAAAUAUCACCGGGAGCUUAAAAAGCGCCAGCCAUUGAUGGGAGAUGGUGAGCAAGAGCCGGAGGAACAAAAGCAAGCUUCCUCCAUGGCCUGAGAAGCAGGUGCAAGGAGAGCUCUGAUUUGUAAGAAAAAAAGCUACCAUCUUCUCUUGUCCCCAGUUUAGACCUCUGUGUGCUUGUUGCAGUGCUAAUACAAGUGUUGGUUUAAAAAAUUCUCACUGAGGUGCAGGGAAUCAAUCAAAAUCACCUCAUCAAAAUUUAUUCUACCGGCUUAAAUCCAGCUGUGUUUAUUUUCUGGAGUUUCAGGAAAUGUAGCAACCACUGAUACAUGGGCCACCACUAAAAGAAAGGAGGUGGUCUUCAAAACCUGACUGCAUGCUGUUUAUUUGACAGAUAUGUAGAACUCAAGACAGAAUGGCAAACUCCAUCCUUUGUUUGAAGUUGUAUUUUUUAGUUGGAGGAACAAGAAUUGAGCCUUUUGUUUCCUCUUCGGCAUUUUUAUAUUUUGUGUGAUUUGCUGUCCAGUUAGUUUUAACAUAUAAUAUAAAUAUAUAUCGUCGAGAAAGAUGACACAUGAUGGAUACAAUUGUAGUUUGUCUCAGUAUAAGGGUAGUUGGCUUCAAGUACCAAUGCAUGUAGCAACAAGGUUGAUUACUUUGCAAGGCUGUCAACCAAAAAUAUUAAAACCAAAAUUGAAAACUU